This is a messenger RNA of Eruca vesicaria subsp. sativa (arugula), 2256 nucleotides long. Lineage: Eukaryota; Viridiplantae; Streptophyta; Magnoliopsida; Brassicales; Brassicaceae. The record is from the annotation of a GenBank genome assembly.
AUGCUGAGGUUUGUAAUUCUUGUAUCCCUUUUCCUACACUCUUGUGUUGCGGCUCCCAAGGCUCCUUCUGCUGCAGCGGCUGUUCCUGCCAAAAAAUGGCUCACCCUUAACGGUCAAGAGCCUGCAGUUGUGGCCAAAGGCGGUUUCUCGGGUCUUUUCCCGGAGUCAAGCGCCCCUGCAAAUGACUUGGCUAUUAGCACCAGCUCGCCUGGCCUCACAAUGUUGUGCAACCUUCAGAUGACAAAGGACGGUGUUGGCAUUUGCUUGUCUGAUAUCAGGCUUGACAAUGCUACCACCAUCUCCACUCUCUUCCCCAAAGCCCAGAAGACCUACAAGGUCAAUGGUCAGGACCUUAAAGGAUGGUUUGCCCUUGACUACACAGCUGACACCAUCUUCACCAAUGUCUCUUUGGUUCAGAACAUCUUCUCUCGGCCCAGUAUCUUCGACGGCCAGAUGCCUAUUUCCGCCGUGGAGGACGUACUAGGAACCAAGCCUCCCAAGUUCUGGUUGAGCGUUCAGUAUGAUUCGUUCUACAUGGAACACAAGCUGAGCGCAGCCGAGUACCUGAGAAGCCUUCGAUUCCGUGGCUUUACUUACAUCUCAUCUCCGGAGAUCGGUUUCUUGAAGAGCAUCGGGAGAGAUGCAGUCAUGUCCAAGACAAAACUCAUAUUCGAGUUCAAAGACCCUGAAGCAAUUGAACCCACCACCAGCAAGAAGUACAGCGAGCUUCUGCUGAACCUUGCAGCUAUCAAGGCAUUUGCUUCAGGCGUUGUUGUCCCCAAAGACUACAUUUGGCCCAUUGACUCAGCAAAGUACCUUAAGCCCGCCUCCACCAUUGUGGCUGAUGCCCACAAAGCCGGUCUAGAGGUCUAUGCUUCUGGGUUUGCCAAUGAUAUGCCCGCCAGCUAUAACUACAGCUAUGAUCCCUCUGCUGAGUAUCUCCAGUUUGUGGACAAUGGCCAGUUCUCUGUUGAUGGCUUCAUCACCGACUUCCCGCCAACAGCAUCACAAGCCAUCACUUGCUUUUCUCACCAAAAGGGAAAUUUACCCAGAGCAGGCCAUGCGUUGGUCAUAACUCACAAUGGAGCAAGUGGAGAUUAUCCAGGCUGCACAGACCUGGCUUAUCAAAAAGCCGUGGAGGAUGGAGCAGAUGUGAUCGACUGUUCUGUUCAGAUGUCCAAAGAUGGAAUAGCUUUCUGCCAUGAUUCUGCAGACCUCACAGCAAGUACCACCGCCAUGACCACGUUCAUGACCCGAGCCACCAGCGUUCCUGAAAUCCAGCCUACCAACGGCAUUUUCUCUUUUGAUCUCACUUGGGCUGAGAUCCAGUCUCUGAAGCCUCAAAUCCAGAGCCCCUUCUUAACUAAGGCGGGAUUGCCGAGAAACCCAGCAAACAAGAAUGCCGGGAAGUUCAUAACUCUUGAUGACUUCCUUAAGUUCAGCAAAGAAAAGGCAGUCACCGGAGUUCUUAAUGCUGCUUAUUUAGCCUCAAAGAAAGGGUUAGGAAUCGUAGAAGCAGUCAAGUCCGCUCUGACCAAAUCCACACUCGACAAGCAAUCAACCCAAAAGGUACUGAUUCAGUCAUAUGACAGUUCAGUUCUGGCCGGUUUUGAGGCUGUCCCUCCCUACACUAGAGUCUUGACCAUCGACAAGGAAAUCGGAGAUGCUCCAAAGCCAUCCGUUGACGAAAUUAAGAAGCAUGCAGAUGCUGUCAAUCUCCAGAGAAGUUCUCUCGUCCCCAUCACCGAAAGCUUUGCCGCAGGGAAGACCAACGUAGUGGAGGAAAUGCACAAGGGGAAUAUCUCUGUUUAUGUCUCGGUGCUAAGGAACGAGUAUGUCUCCGUCGCUUUUGACUACUUCUCUGAUCCUACGAUAGAGUUUGCCACAUUCAUUGCAGGCAAUGGUGUUGAUGGAGUCGUCACGGAGUUCCCUGCCACUGCCACUAGAUACUUAAGGAGUCCAUGCUCAGAUUUGAACAAAGAGCAGCCCUAUGCCAUCUUACCUGCAGAGCCUGGCUCUCUACUCUCCGUGGCAGCCAAGGAAGCACAGCCACCAGCUAGUGCCCCAAGCCCACCUCUUGACGCCAAAGACGUGAUUGAUCCUCCUCUGCCUCCCGUGGCAAACAUGGUCGCCAACAAUGCAACUGGUGCUACGCCCGAUGCCUCUGGUCGUUCUGGCUCUAUUGCCACCACUGCUAAUCUCGGCCUUUCCUUGCUGGCAAUACUGGCUACGGGACUCCUCUUUGCCACUGAAUAA